AAACCAAUGGGAAUAGAAUAAUAUUAUCAUAGUGGGGUGACCUGUACCUUCUUGAAAAAAAAGAUAAAAAGAAGAACAUUCCCUAUAUAUGUGUGAUGAUGGUCUGCACACAAAUUCCAUAACUUUAUUUUUUCAUAACAAACAAUCAAACUUUGUGGAAUAGUAUAGCCAUAGAAAAAAAGGUGAAUUCUUCACUUAUGGCCUCUCUGAAUGUGAAGAUGAGAAUAUGUUGGUUUUUAUUCACAUUGAUUUCAUGUUUUGUGGAGAGAAGCAGUUGUUUUGAAAGCAGAAAUGAUGAGAGCCAUUUUCAUAUCGUUGAAAUCAGCUCUUUUUCUCCGGCAGAUGUCUGCACUCACUCUACCAUCAACGGUUUUAACAAGAGACAAUCAAGCAUGGAAAUUCUCCAUAGGCAAGGUCCAUGUUUUCAACAAGGUCAAAAUAAGGCCUAUACAUCACCGUCUCUAGACGAGGUCCUUUCUCACGAUCAAGCUAGGGUUGAGUCGAUCCAAGCUCGAAUCGAUUCUAAUUCAAACACAAACACAAACACAAACAAAAUUGAGAAUUUCAAGUGGGACUCAAAGAAAGCAAAUCUCCCCGUUGAAUCUGGGCGUUCCCUAGGCUCGGGGAACUACAUCGUGACCGUGGGCCUAGGGACCCCCAAGAGAAGUCUCUCGCUCAUGUUCGACACUGGUAGCGACCUAACAUGGACACAAUGCCAGCCGUGCGUCCGGUCAUGCUACCACCAACAGGAACCGAUUUUCAACCCAUCGACCUCAAGCUCGUACAAGAACAUAUCGUGCAAGUCGGCCGAGUGCUCCCAGCUCUCCUCCGCCACCGGCAGCAGUCCAGGUUGCGCCACCACCACGUGCGUCUAUGGCAUCCAAUACGGCGAUCAAUCCUUCUCGGUAGGGUACUUCAGCCGGGACAAGCUCACCAUAUCGGCAACAGAUGUUUUCCCGAGCUUUCUGUUCGGUUGUGGCCAGAACAACCAAGGCUUGUUUGGCAACACUGCAGGGCUAUUAGGUCUAGGCAGAAAUGCCCUAUCCAUUGUGUCUCAAACUGCAUCAAAAUACGGCAAAUACUUCUCCUAUUGCCUCCCAUCAACUUCUAGCCAUAUAGGGCACUUGACUCUUGGCAAAGGUCGGGCCCCGACCCGAGUAAAGUUCACACCUCUCGACCGGUCGCAAGGCACGUCAUUCUACUUCAUCGAUAUUGUCUCGAUAAGCGUGGGAGGCCGCCAACUGCCUAUCCGACAGCCUGUCUUCCAGGCUGCCGGGGGCAUCAUAGACUCGGGGACGGUCAUCACGCGUCUGCCCCCUGCGGCCUACAGCGCGAUGAGCGCCGCCUUUCGGAAGUUGAUGACCAAGUACCCGAAAGCGCCGGCCUACUCGAUACUCGACACGUGUUAUGAUUUGAGUAGGCACACGAGUGUGUCCAUUCCAAUCAUAUCUUUCACCUUUGGAGGCAAUGUGAAGCUCGACCUGGACCCCACGGGGAUCCUCGUGGCCGUCGCUAAAUCGCGACUCUGCCUGGCGUUUGCUGGAAACAUUGACGCUAGCAACGUCGCGAUCUACGGCAACACGCAGCAGAAGACGUUUGAGGUGGUGUACGAUGUUGGUGCAGGGAAAGUUGGAUUUGCACCUGGUGGGUGUAAAUAGUUAUGUCAAGAAUUGGUGUUUUUUUUUUUUUUUCAAGUAAUGAAUGAAUGUAAAUAUAUGUGAAAAUAAGAUAGAUUGGAAUGGAAAAAGAAUCAAUCAGCCUAAAACAGAAAUUGUCAAGCUGUCCCUUUCAGAUGAUUUAAUGGUAAAGUUGGUUUUCUUGAGCUCAAA
Messenger RNA from Salvia miltiorrhiza (redroot sage), 1829 nucleotides. Its product is annotated as aspartyl protease family protein At5g10770-like. The coding region runs from base 198 to 1658 and encodes 486 amino acids. Gene Ontology annotation, biological process: proteolysis. The record is from RefSeq and is a predicted model, not a curated record. Gene Ontology annotation, molecular function: aspartic-type endopeptidase activity. NCBI's taxonomy places the organism in Eukaryota, Viridiplantae, Streptophyta, Magnoliopsida, Lamiales, Lamiaceae. The transcript is spliced from 2 exons.